AUGGACAUAUUUGUACUCACAUCGGAAGAAUAUUCUGUAAAAAGUAUGGAUAUAAAAGCGACCGGAUUGUCCGAGAUUUCAAUUCUCGGCAAAAUAACUCUGAUUUUUAAUCUUUUCGCGAAUCUGUCAUCUUGGAUAUCGUUUACUACGACUUCGUGGGGUGAGGGUUAUGAGAACGACUCCAGGUUAGGUGUCGGGCUGUGGAAGAUCUGCGGGACAUCCCUACAAACACCAUGUUUAGAUACAGCAGGAGUUCGAAUAGAUUGGUACGCCUCAGUGCAAGCUUUCAGUAUAUUUGGUUUUGUAGGAAGUAAUAUAUCAGUGGCUCUAAUAUUAAUCUAUAUUUUCUGGCACCGGUUUAAGAAGAAUACCAAGUUAGCCAUGGCAGCUGGUAUUAUCUGCAUUCUUUCAAGUGCAGCUUAUCUACUAGCAGUGAUAAUAUUCGCGUCUAUGUUUAAAGAUCUUGGAAUGCACACACUAUCCUGGUCGUUCAUAUUUACCGUUAUAGCCCUUUUAUUAGAAACUCUUGUCGGCUGUGCUUUACUAAUUGACGCAAGAAACUUUAUGUAA
Messenger RNA from Lottia gigantea (owl limpet), 570 nucleotides. RefSeq lists its product as hypothetical. Lineage: Eukaryota; Metazoa; Mollusca; Gastropoda; Lottiidae. Gene Ontology annotation, cellular component: membrane. The coding region runs from base 1 to 570 and encodes 189 amino acids. The record is from RefSeq and is a predicted model, not a curated record. The transcript is spliced from 3 exons.